AUUUAAAGAUAAAUAGUAUUAGGGCCAAUUCUUCGUCCAAGUGUAUUGAAAGAGAGGAAGUACAUAUUGAUACAGGAGAUCAUGUAUGUUGGUUUGAACGUGCAUGUGGAGAAUGCACUCAUAAGUUUUUUCAGGAACAACCUUCGAAUUGGACAAGUGGUAAUUCAGAAAUUGAUAAAAUAAUUCGAGAAUUUCAAGAAAGUGGAAGAGAUGUAGAUGAUAGUCUUGAGUGA
Acaulospora morrowiae is the source of this 233-nucleotide messenger RNA. NCBI's taxonomy places the organism in Eukaryota, Fungi, Glomeromycota, Glomeromycetes, Diversisporales, Acaulosporaceae. The record is from the annotation of a GenBank genome assembly.